Molecule: messenger RNA, 1475 nt
Organism: Schistocerca gregaria
Lineage: Eukaryota; Metazoa; Arthropoda; Insecta; Orthoptera; Acrididae
Product: juvenile hormone acid O-methyltransferase-like
Exons: 6
Coding region: 381-1229 (282 amino acids)
Source: RefSeq, a predicted model, not a curated record
AGCCCCUCCGCGCUUACACCGACAUGAUGGCCAACACAAGAGUUCUACUGCCACCGCUGCAUAUUGGUUACUUUUCACAAGUUGAGGUCUCGCAGAAUGUGGGUUCCGCGAUGUUUGCGUAGAGCAAAGAUGCCUAUUAUGCGAUUGUUCCCUAAUAUGAGACACCACAACUGUGCUCAUGUUAGAGGUUGCACUCUGGUGGAGAGUUUCUUAAACACGUCUAUUGCGUGCCAGACGACGACGCAGCGUAUAGGACGCCAUAGUUGAGUCGGACACAGUACGUAGAGGCUGAUACAAAAUUUCUUGUGUUUGGAGUAUUUGCGACAUCGGUGUUAAGACAAUAUUUCAGCUUAAAGGGCUGAAGGUGAACUGAAGACGCCAUGGAGGACCCUCAGCUGUUCAGCGACUACGGCGGCGCCUACAGGCGUCUGGCGGCGCAGCUGCUGGAUGAGGUGUGGCCCAGCCUCAGCUGGCCCGACGCGCCGCAGCCGGUGCUCGAGGUCGGCUGCGGGCCGGGGAUCCUCACCAGAGAGGUACUGCUUCCACGGUUGCCUCCAUCAACCGUCAUCGUCGCGAGUGACGUGAAUCCAGUCAUGGUGAAGCACGCAAAGGAGCAGAACGCCUUGCCAGCUGUCAAGGCGUACGAAGUGCUAGACGUGAUGGACGACGACGUGACUAAGACGGCCGUGUGGCAGCACGGGCCCUACGGCAAGGUGUUCGGCGUGAUGGUGCUGCACUGGGUCCCAGACAACAGGCGGGCCCUCCAUAAUAUAUACAAACUUCUGGCACCGGGUGGUGAAGCGGUGUUUACUCUGAAGGCUUAUUGUACAAUGUUCGACGUCUACCAAUACAUGGCAAAGAACUCCCGGUGGAGUAAGUAUAUGAAGGAUUUCCACAAAUACAUUACUCCAUAUCAGAAUUCGAAGGAUCCUGCCUGUGAUCUUCGUAACCUGCUGAUUGAAGAGGGAUUUGAACCGGUGACAGUCAAGGCAGAGCCUCGAACUUACGUAUUUCAUUCUGAUUCUGAAACCAGAGGUGCAGUGAAAUCUGUGAACGCGUUCAUCAGUCGCAUUCCAGACGACGAAAAGGAAUCGUACAUUGAUGAUUUUUUAGAGGGCUGCUACAAAGUGAAGAUGCUGACAAAAGAAAAGGACGAAAAAACAGGACAGAUAACGGUCUUCUACCAUUACAUUUCUAUGGUUGCUGUGGCGAGAAAACCACAACAUUAAAUAUUAUUAUAAAUUUGAUACGUUGAUUAUCUGUGUAAUUUCUUUCACAGCGAUCUGUAGUUGUAAUACAGUAAAGAAGACACCAUUUUUGUAGAGGAGGGGUUUACUGUACUUACACUAAUUUCAAUAUUUUAUUACCAUUAUCUACAGUACAAUUCUGCCUGUGAAAAAGUAUUAAAAGUUGUGGACAAUGGUUCGUCCUCUUUAUAUGUUAAAAUUAAAAAUAAAGCAAUUUUACAUUUGUAA